Molecule: messenger RNA, 1140 nt
Organism: Aspergillus steynii IBT 23096
Lineage: Eukaryota; Fungi; Ascomycota; Eurotiomycetes; Eurotiales; Aspergillaceae
Product: rRNA-processing protein RRP15
Exons: 1
Coding region: 69-962 (297 amino acids)
Biological process (GO): maturation of LSU-rRNA; maturation of 5.8S rRNA
Cellular component (GO): preribosome, large subunit precursor
Source: RefSeq, a predicted model, not a curated record
CCAGAAGAUACAGACCAACUCAAACUUCGGAGUACGAGAGAUAGUCAAUUAAUUGUUCUCUCCUCAUCAUGGCUCCAGCUUUUGGCAAGAAGCGCAAGGUCUUGGACGGCAUCCAAGGGAAAGCUGGUCGUUCCAAGAAGUUCAAGAAGCAGCGCGACUAUCACAGCAGCUCCGACGAGGCAGAAGACGAACCUACAGCCACCGAUUUCAAGGCCGUCAACUUGGCCGAUUCAGAUGACGAGGAAGUCGCGGUAGCCACGAAGACGCAGAAGUCCACCAAGAAACCAACCAAAUCUACUGGCGCGUCGACAAAAUCGAAAGCGGAGUCCAGCGAUGAAAGCUCCGUUCACAGCGAGGACGAGAGCGAUGAGGGGGAAGAAGAUGGCGAUGCCUCAGAAUCUGAUACAUCCAAAGAUUCGGACGACGAUGGCGAUUCCGAUGUCUCGAUGACGGCCCCCAAUGCAGACCGCAGAGCAGUCUCCAAACGAAACGAUCCGUCCGCUUUCUCAACCUCUAUCUCCAAGAUUCUCUCGACCAAACUCCCGACCUCCGCUCGCGCUGAUCCCGUCCUGUCCCGCAGCAAAACGGCGCAACAAACUAGCACCGAAAUCGCAGAUGAGAAACUAGAUAAGCAAGCGCGGGCCAAAUUGCGGGCCGAGAAGAAGGAAGAACUCGACCGUGGCCGAGUCCGCGAUGUGUUGGGUGUGGAACGGGGACAGACAGGUGCCGUUGCAGAGGAAGAGAAGCGUUUGCGCAAGACCGCCCAGAGGGGUGUGGUUAAGCUGUUCAAUGCCGUUCGGGCAUCGCAAGUGCGUGGAGAAGCGGCAGUCAAGGACGAAAGACAAAAGGGAACCGUCGGCAUGGGCGAGCGAGAGAAGACCGUGAACGAAGUCAGCAAGCAGGGCUUCUUGGAAUUAAUCAAUGGGAAGAAGGGAAAGCCGUUGAAUAUCGAAGAAGCGUAACGGCAUACAUUCGUUCUAUCUUGAUCCGAACUAGGCAUGACUGAGGCGUUUACGGUAUUGCUUUACUCGAUGUUUUUUUUCUUCUCUUUUUCUUAAACAUGUACAUGUGGAUCAAAAGUCACUCUUAUUUACAAGUUCUUGUCAAAUAGAAUGGAGGGGAGAGAAUACCCGAUACUAU